CGCCACAUGUCAACCUUGUUUUUCAUCAACGUUCGUCAAUUCGUAAUAAUAACUGGUUGCAAGCGAAGAUGAAGAAAUUUGAGUGAAAUAAAAUGCGGCGACAAAAUUAAACAUCAUCCUUGCUUAGCUUAGCUUGGAGUGAAACUAUUCAGUUACGGAGAAUGGAACAGACCAGUAAAAGAUCAAAUAAACAUUCGAAAAGAAAUAAACGAAAAAAGUGGCUGAACCUAGGUCCGUGGAAGCGCUCGAAGGUGACUCGAUUGAUUUAUCUUCUACAUAUAGUCCUUGUUAUUUUCAUCUCAAUGAUCAUUUUAACGCCACAAAUUAUUGGAUUUUUACAAAGGAUAUUUUGCCACGGAUUUGAUCACCGUUUUUGCGAUGUAUUUGUCGGAUAUGACGCCGUUUAUAGACUAGGUUUUGCCUUAGCGAUAUGGUUUAUCAUUCUAGCGUUUGCUACGCUCGGCAUUACAUCAAGUACUGAGGGGAGAGCGAGGGUUCAAAAUCGCUGUUGGUCUCUCAAGACGGUCACGUUAAUUUGUCUGACGCUCUUAUUUGUGCUUAUACCGCAUACCGAGUACAACGGCGAGAUUUGGCUAUUCUUUGGACUUAACGCCGCGUUUUGCUUCAUAAUACUUCAAUAUGCCUUCAUAUUAGAUGCGGCAAAUUCAUUUUGCAUACUUUUUGACGUCAUCGUCCAAAAUAGACAAGGUUAUUUUUCUUAUCUGGCCAUCACGAUGUUUCGUAUCGCUAAGGGUUUUACUACGGUGUUUCUAUACAGCGUAUCGUUGAUAUCCUCAGCAGGAUUUUACUUCAUGUAUGCCUCGUAUUACGAAUGCGUGGAUAACUUCGUCUUUCUGACAUUUCAUUUGCUAAUGUGUCUAGCAUCGUCUGUAAUAUCUCUGCUUCCCAUAGUUCGUGAGGCGAGUCCUCAGAUAGGAUUGUUUCAAUGUGCCGUGACAUCGCUAUAUUGUACGUACAUCGUCUGGCUGUCAUUCUCAAGCGAGCCUCAGCAUAAAUGCAACCCAUCAAAUUUGUAUAAUUUCCCUGGCUCUCCCAUGUCCAACACUCAAGUCUGGUCAACACUCUUCAUAACAUUUAGCACACUCUUUUAUAUCAGUGUCCGAGACCUGGUUACGCCACAGUUUGGUAAAGUUGAGAAGUCGGAUAGUUCGUUAAACCGUUCUGAAAACACAGUGAACAUUGAAGAGGUUUGCAAUCUUAACGAAGAUGUUGGCAACAAAGGUUCGUCUCGACCAGAAAAAUGUCAUUCAGACAAUUGCGAUGCCUUGAAGAAGAGGUAUGAUCUUGAAGGAGAUGAAACUAGUUUCACAACGGGAAUAAACGAUUCACUUUCCCCAGUUAAUGAUCCUGUGCCGGGAGACGCCGUUUCCUUAAGACCGUCUUCUUUGGACAGAUCGUCUGACUCGGUUGAAUCAGAAAAUAAUUCUCUUGCUUGGGAUAACACGCUUUUUCUACCUUUUUCAACAAACCAGACUUCUGCCGCUUCAAAUACUCUAACAAACCAUUCCAAAGUGUCUUCUAUGAAGAUGAAAGGUAAGAGUACCGUGACAGAAACGAAGGAAUCAUUAGCACCCACUACAUCGAAAAACGAAGCCUCUUCCAGUACUGCUGAACAGACUAGGGGUAAUAUCACAGAUGCUACAUCAAGAACUAAAGCAAAUUCCCCAGGAUCAGUGGAACACGAGGGUGAUGAAAUGCCAACAAAAGUUGAUUCAUUGACCUGGGAUGAUGAAAUUGAUGGGAUUGAAUAUAGUUAUCCAUUUUUUCACCUGACAUUUUCCCUGGCAACACUUUAUCUUAUUAUGUCAGUCACAAACUGGUACAGACUGGAUGAAGGAGAGCAUUUUACUGUGAGACUUGUGCAAAGUUGGAGCACGGUAUGGCUGAGGAUAUCUGCGAGUAUAUUUUGCUCUUUUAUUUUAAUCUGGUCAAUGGUUAUACCGCUAGUGUUUCCAGACUCUUACAAAGACUUGCUGUUCUUCCAGUACUUGACAAGUCUACCGAGAUGAUAGACGUAUUAAGCUUCUGGUUGUUUAUACUAUCAACAACUUGAUGUUCAAUAAAUAUAUUAUGUACCUGGCGAUCGGAAAUGGGGAAAUGACCGUUACUAGUUGUCAAAUCCAUUUCUUGGUUAUCACGAAACAUUCACUAAUUCCAAUAAGAAUAGCGAAAGUCAAAAGAUUUAAUCAAAUUUGAGAUGUUUGUAAUUAAUUGCGUUUUUCUUACAAAAAUGACAAUCGACCUCUGUGGCUGCUUCUAUUGCAACUAUAAUUAAAAUACGACUCACAAUCAACAGUGAUAUUACAUUUAAGCCUGGUUUACGCUUGUCCUAAGAAUUAGGAGUUCAUUUGCCCUCACUUCUGGUGUCAGCAAAAUCCUUUGUCUAUCGGGAAAUAAUACAAUAGAUCUCUUAAGAGCUAGCAUAAACCAGGCCUAAAUUUCACGGUGAAAUUAGCUUACUACAUUAUUACGAUCACUGCACUAAUAACAUCAAUAUGAAAAUUGAGUUUUUUCUGUAAUUUUUAUUACAUAUAUUUAACAAGCUGAUAUAAAGUCAGUAUCUCAU
Molecule: messenger RNA, 2587 nt
Organism: Dendronephthya gigantea
Lineage: Eukaryota; Metazoa; Cnidaria; Anthozoa; Malacalcyonacea; Nephtheidae
Product: serine incorporator 1-like
Exons: 1
Coding region: 162-2030 (622 amino acids)
Cellular component (GO): membrane
Source: RefSeq, a predicted model, not a curated record